AUGUCUGUUGUACCUGAGAAAGCGAAUGUUGCUUCUUCGUUAGUUGAGCAAUCCUGCGAACAGCUUGAUGAUAAUGAAGAAAUAUCCUCAAACAUUUUUCUAUCGGAACAGGGCACAUCGAAACAAGACGAUGAACUGACCAUUAACUGUAAUAGCACAUUAGAUGCUCCAUCGGUGGUACCUUUGAGUCGUAAACGAAACCGUCGUAUUUGGACUCUUGUUAGUGGUGACGGUCACGAUUUUAGAUGUAAUGCAUGUAAAAGAAUUAUCAAAUGCUGUUCACCCACAAAUAUAACUCGACAUUAUGCAAAUAAUCAUCCUGAAAUACUAAAAACGGGAGAAAUAUCAAUCGAUAUGACGAAAGAAUCGAUUGAACCUAUUGUUGAGAACAGUGCAAAAGAUACAAUGAUGACUUCAAAUGAUAUGCAAGUUUCUAAUGGAACUAGAAUGAAUACUGGAAAAAUAGACUGGUCUUCGCCAUCAAUACGAAAAAUUUUGGAAAAGAUUGCAUCUAGGGAGUUAACGGAAAAAAUGGGAACAGAUAUGAUUGCCUAUAAAACUGGAUGCCAGUUGUCACAGUCAACUGUUCGAAAGCGAGUACACUGUUUGCUUGAAGAAAGGUAUGGGACCUAUUCAUUGGCUAAAAAAAGUAGUACAGCAAUGGCGCCAUCUUCACAAAUGAAUGAAGGAAAUGAUACAGUUGCAUACAAUACUAAUAGCGAGACGAAAAAAUUUGCUAAAUCAGAAGGCAAAAAGAAUCAAGGACAGCAAUUAUCAGAUGAAACCGUGAACACAUCUCCGGUGCCACCAAUACCACGUCAAGUUCAUUCUCUACGAUUAACUCAUUCGUCGAUUGUAAUUCCGGAAAAGGAUGACCCAUCAAAAGUGAGAAUAUAUCGGUGCAGUGCUUAUGGACGAGGUAAACAGGGUGCAACUUGCUAUUAUCGCUGUUCCAAAUGUGAUUCACUUGCGAACAAUAAAUUGAAAAAUUCCGGUUCAUUAGCAACUGAGCGUACAAAGCGUUACUUUGCGCAUAUUAAGACGAAAGAUGGACGAAUAAUCGGAAAUGCUUAUCCAGAGCAUUUGCCAGAAUGUAAACCAGUACCAAAGGAAGUUCAACAGCUUCAGGAAAUUGAUCGAGCUUGUAGAGCAAGGAUUCAAGCUGGUAAUUUAACACCUGAAGCAGCGAGGAAAUUGGGAGCACUAGUUGCACAGAAAAAUCGUGAAUUGAAAAGACAUAUCCAGGAUGAUGAUAUUUUUCCGGAUAAAUGGAAAUCACUUCCUAAGAAAUACAGUCGAUUGUGUCAUCAAGCAGAAAGGAUGAGGAAGCAAAAAAAUCGGCAACUUUUAAGAAUGAUGGCUAAUGAACAAGGUGAUGUUGAAACAGAAGAAGAUCAGAGUGGUAUUGCGCAUGAAGCAGAAAUUAUGAGCGGACGUUUCAAGCAUCCACCGUUGAUCAUUUUUGAACCGGACGGUCAGACGGCGCGAAUUUAUCGUAUAAAUGGGAAAUCGGAUAAGCUUGGUAUUAUCUAUUAUCGCUGUUCGAAAUGUGAUGUUCUUUGUCGAAGACAUAGAAGAAUGGGAAAUGUUGAAGGGAUGACUCGAGCAACAGUAAAGGUGGAAGAGGAUGAAAUUCUCGAAAAUAUGUAUCCUGCACAUCAUGAUGAAUGUGAAGUCUUUGCACUUGAUAUGGUUAAAAAUUUGGCAGAAAAUCUUGAUCGCUUCUAUUUUGCUAAAGAUUACGAACCCAUCAUUCAUGAUUCUUCCAAAACGGAUCUCAGGUUUACUGAUGGUACAUUAAUCUCAAAAAAUCAAAUGCCUAUUGUUAGUCACUCCACACUUGAACAUGUUGAUGAUGACGUAGUAGUGGACAUUAGUAAUGUUGCUAAUACCGAGGAAGUGGAUGAUGAUACAUGGGAAACAACUGUGAGUCAAGAUGAUGUACUAAAUGCUAGGGCGGAAGAUCAUGAAGGACCUAUAGGUAGCACAUGUCAACUUUAUUAUGAAGCGAAUGUUGAAUUACGCAGCCAUAUGAUGCGUUGUUUGGAAGAAAUGAGAACACUACGAGCAGAAAUGAUAACUAUGUUAGAAGAAGGAGAAUUUCAGUAUGUUGAAGUAGAUGAUGAUGGACAUUAG
This is a messenger RNA of Brugia malayi, 2136 nucleotides long. RefSeq lists its product as uncharacterized. The transcript is spliced from 14 exons. The record is from RefSeq and is a predicted model, not a curated record. NCBI's taxonomy places the organism in Eukaryota, Metazoa, Nematoda, Chromadorea, Rhabditida, Onchocercidae. The coding region runs from base 1 to 2136 and encodes 711 amino acids.